Messenger RNA from Plenodomus lingam JN3, 4209 nucleotides. RefSeq names its product mRNA cleavage and polyadenylation factor subunit (gene CFT1). Gene Ontology annotation, cellular component: nucleus; mRNA cleavage and polyadenylation specificity factor complex. Lineage: Eukaryota; Fungi; Ascomycota; Dothideomycetes; Pleosporales; Leptosphaeriaceae. Gene Ontology annotation, molecular function: protein binding; nucleic acid binding. The record is from RefSeq and is a predicted model, not a curated record.
AUGCAGUGCUAUACUGAGAUAGCACCCCCCACGGCUGUUAGCCAUGCCCUCAGCCUACCCUUUCUGUCCUCUAGGGCGCAUAAUCUGGUCGUCGCGAAGAAUUCGCUGCUCCAGAUCUUCGAAAUCAAGUCGACCACCACCGAGGUGACUCCCGAGGGCGGCGACGAGGUGGACAAUGCUGCUGCAAAUCUGGACACGGAGGCGGCUGAUGUGCAGUUCCAGCGUACAGAAAACACUGCAAAGCUGGUGCUCGUCGCCGAGUUUCCUCUGGCUGGCACAGUCAUAUCACUUGCGCGCAUAAAAGCGCUGAAUACAAAGUCGAGGGGUGAGGCGCUGCUGGUGGCGUUUCGGGACGCGAAGCUGAGCUUAGUCGAGUGGGAUCCGGAGACGUACAACCUCCAUACAAUAUCAAUACACUACUAUGAGAACCCAGACUUGCCCGGCAUUGCUCCUUGGUCAGCUGACCUAAAAGACACGUACAAUUUCUUGACGGCAGACCCCAGUAGCAGAUGCGCCGCCCUCAAGUUUGGCACCCACAACCUCGCCAUCUUGCCCUUCCGCCAGAGUGACCUUGUCGAAGACGACUACGAUUCAGACCUGGACGGCCCACGGGAUACCAAACCUGACCAAGCGGAGGCUCCCAGCGGCGGCGAGACUACACACAAAACUCCGUACUCGUCCUCCUUCGUUCUACCACUCACCAAUCUCGAUCCGACCCUCACACAUCCUGUCCACCUCGCCUUCCUCCACCAAUACCGCGAGCCCACCUUUGGCAUAAUUGCUGCAUCGCGAGCCGCUGCACCCUCUCUCCUCGCCAAUAGAAAAGACAUCCUCACAUACUCAGUCUUCACACUCGAUCUCGAACAAAAGGCCUCUACAACACUACUAUCAGUCACGGGACUGCCAUAUGAUAUCUCGCGGGUGGUACCACUCCCACAUCCCAUUGGAGGGGCUUUGUUGCUCGGGAACAAUGAGAUUAUCCACGUCGACCAAGGAGGGAAAACCAAUGGUGUGGCAGUCAAUGAGUUUGCCAAAGCAUGUACUUCUUUCCCGCUUAGCGACCAGUCAGAUCUAGCCCUGCAUUUAGAGGGUUGCAAUGUUGAGCUUUUAUCUCAAGAUACUGGCGAUGUUGUCCUUGUGCUCAACAAUGGUCGUCUCCUCAUCAUGACUUUCACUUUGGAGGGACGCACCGUGUCUGGGAUGACUAUUCAGACUGUCGCAGCAGACCAUGGUGGCCAUGUACUUAAAGCCGGUUCUUCUUGUACGAGCAAUCUUGUGAGAGGACGCUUGUUUAUCGGAAGUGAGGAUGGAGAAUCAGUACUGUUAGGCUGGAGCAGCGCAACUGCUUCGCUGCGAAGGAGACACUCCAAUGUAGGCUUGGACGGAGAUGGGACUUCAGAGGAGGAGGAAGAGGAUAUCGAUGAUUUGGAUGACGAUCUCUAUAACGACACCGCACCAGCUGUACAGAAAAUCACGGCCGCCGCGUCGGAGCCCACACCUCCAGGAACCUACAGUUUCCGAAUACAUGACACACUGCCAAGUAUAGCACCGAUUCGAGAUGCUGUAUUACAUCCAGGAAAAGUCACUGAUUCUCUUAAUAGAGGCGAGAUUAUGCUGUCAACGGGUCGCGGCGCAGCAGGUGCUAUUACUGGCCUCGAUCGUGAGUUGCAUCCUGUCAGCCUUGCAGCGUCAGAGCUACCGUCUACACAUGGCAUCUGGGCCGUACAUGCUAGGAAGCAGGCUCCCGGAGGUGUUGUCACCGCUUUUGGCGAGGAUACGGAGGCGAACAUGUCUACAGACGUAGACUACGAUCAGUAUUUGGUAGUGUCCAAGACUAGCGAAGAUGGCAGCGAGAGCACUGUGGUGUAUGAAGUCCAUGGUAAUGAGCUUUCGGAGACAGACAAGGGUGAUUUUGAGCGGGAAGAAGGCUCUACCCUUUUUGUAGGCGUCUUAGCUGCUGGAACUAAGGUCGUGCAGGUGAUGCGGACCGAAGUCAGGACAUACGAUUCAGAGCUGAACAUGGAUCAAAUCCUGCCUAUGGAAGAUGAGGAAACUGGUAACGAGCUUCGUGUAAUCAACGCCAGCUUUGCGGACCCAUAUCUUUUGGUCUUACGUGAAGACUCCAGUGUCAAAAUACUGAAAGCAAGUGGUGAUGGCGAGCUUGAAGAUCUCGAAGCUAGAGGGCUCUCGUCAACGAAAUGGCUGUCGGCUAGCUUGUUUAAAUCGGCGACCUUUACGGAAAUCUUUGCGUUCUUGCUGACCCCAGAAGGAGGACUGCACAUCUUUGCCAUGUCAGAGCCGGAAAAGCCGUGUUAUGUCGCUGAGGCUUUGGGCUUUCUUCCCCCUCUAUUGACAGUAGAUUUUGUGCCUAGGCGCAGUGCUGCCAAAGCAACAAUCACUGAAAUUCUCGCUGCUGAUCUCGGUGACGUUACUACAAGAUCGCCACACCUCAUUAUACGAACUUCCAGCGAUGACCUCGUCAUCUACAAAGCGUUUCAUUUCCCUUCACGAUCGGCAGCUGAUCUGUGGACGAAGAAUUUGCGUUGGAUCAAAUUGGCUCAGCAACACGUCCCUCGAUACGUCGAAGAUGCCGGGUCGGAAGAUGCAGGGGUUGAGAGCACUCUGUUAGCGUUGGAUGAUGUCUGCGGCUACAGUACCGUGUUCCAGCGCGGUGCAUCUCCAAGCUUUAUUUUCAAGGAGGCUUCUAGUUCGCCGCGCGUUAUUGGGUUGAGUGGGAAACCUGUCAAAGGCUUGACCACCUUCCAUACCUCAUCCUGCGAACGAGGCUUCGCAUACGUAGACUCCACUGACACGCUUCGGAUCUCUCAGCUCCCCUCACGAACACAUUUUGGACAUUUAGGCUGGGCUACACGGCGGCUUCCCAUGGAUGCUGAAGUCUAUGCUCUGGCUUAUCAUCCUGCAGGACUCUAUGUCGUUGGUACAGGUCAGCCAGAAGACUUUGUGCUUGACCCGUCGGAAACAUACCACUAUGAGCUUCCCAAGGAAGACAUUAGCUUCAAGCCUAGUGUGGAGCGUGGUGUCAUCAAGCUUAUCGACGAGGGGACUUGGUCCAUCAUAGACACACACGUUUUCGAUCCUCAGGAGGUGGUUCUCUGUAUCAAGGCGUUGAAUCUCGAAGUGUCAGAAACGACCCACCAACGCAAGGACCUGAUCGCAGUGGGCACAUCCAUCGUGCAUGGCGAAGACCUCGCAACAAAGGGCUGUAUACGCAUCUUCGAAGUCAUCACCGUCGUACCUGAGCCUGAUCGUCCAGAGACUAACAAGCGUCUCAAGCUUAUCGUCAAGGACGAAGUCAAAGGUGCGGUCUCGGCCAUUUCGGAACUCGGAACGCAAGGCUUCUUGAUUAUGGCUCAAGGACAGAAAUGCAUGGUGCGAGGUCUCAAGGAGGAUGGAACUCUGCUACCCGUCGCUUUUAUGGACAUGCAGUGUUACGUGACAACCUUGAAGACGCUACCGAACACAGGUAUGUUGUUGAUGGGCGAUGCGUACCGUGGAGUCUGGUUUACCGGAUAUACUGAAGAGCCAUACAAAAUGUCCCUCUUCGGCCGCAGCAAGCACAACCUCGAAGCCAUGGCGGUCGAAUUCCUUCCCUUCAACGGUGAACUCCACAUCAUCGUCGCAGACGCAGACAUGAACAUCCAAGUUCUCCAAUUCGACCCCGAAAACCCCAAAUCCGAAGGCUCCCGCCUCCUCCACAAAGCCACCUUCCACACCGGCCACUUCCCCACAACAACCCACCUCUUACAAUCCCAUCUCCAAAUGCCAGAAUCAGCAUCCACAUUUGGCACAACCGACACCUUCGCGCCCGACUCGACUCCCUCCGCUCCGCUACCCCUGCACCAAGUCCUCAUAACAUCCCAAUCAGGUACCCUAGCCCUCAUCACCCCGCUUUCUGAAUCCUCCUACCGCCGUCUUUCCAAUCUAGCUGCUUACCUCAUCAACACCCUCGAAUCGCCUUGCGGUCUCAAUCCCGUUGCGUUUCGCGCGGGCGAGGGAGUAGAGGGCGGGUGGGAUGCUGGGGGUGGGGCGAGAGGCGUGUUGGAUGGUGGGCUGUUGAUGAGGUGGGGGGAGUUGGGGGAGCAGAGGAGGAAAGAGGGGUUAGCGAAGUAUGGAGGGGAUGAAUGGGGCUUUGGGAGCGAGAGGGAGGUGCUGGCUGGGUGGGGGGUGUUUGGGGGGAGACACUCUUAG